UUUCAGGCGGCUAUAACGAUAGUAUUUCUGUUCGUUGCUUCCUGGACGCCAUACGCCGUGAUGGCGCUGACCGGAGCUUUCGGCAACAGGGCCCUGCUCACGCCUGGCGUCACCAUGAUACCGGCCUGCACCUGCAAGACCGUUGCCUGCCUCGAUCCUUACGUCUAUGCGAUCAGCCACCCGAGAUACAGGUUGGAGCUGCAAAAGAGGAUGCCGUGGUUGGAGAUUCAAGAGAAAACGCCUCAGCCGGAUUCGGCUAGCACCACGACCGAGGCCGUGAGCACGACCGCUGCGGCUUAAAUUAAACAUGCAUAUGGGUUUUCGUUUUUUUUUUUAUUUCUUCUUCUUCUUGUUCCGAGUAAACUGUGGGAAAAUAAAACCUGAGUUUGAUCAUAUACUUAUACGAACGAAGUUUAAGGUUAACCAGCCAUUUGACAACUUACUUCGUUGUCUCUCUAUCGAUCGGUAUUUCAUGUUUUCAGGUAAAUCUCGGAUGGUUCAUUCUCCUGUCAAAAGGUCUUUAAUACAUUUACAAUUGAAUGUAAAAUAUACAAUGACUCCUCGUCUCUCUCCAUUCGAUGUCAAUAAAUUACAUUGAUGCUAAAGAAAAGAAAUAUGUACAUUAAAAAUGUAAUAUAUAAUGCUUAUCAAAAUAUAUAUUACAAAUACACACAUAUUAUACUUUCUGCGCUAAUUACUAAUUUACACAAGGAAAUAAUGUAUACAUUUACUUUCAU
Molecule: messenger RNA, 737 nt
Organism: Copidosoma floridanum
Lineage: Eukaryota; Metazoa; Arthropoda; Insecta; Hymenoptera; Encyrtidae
Product: opsin, ultraviolet-sensitive-like
Source: RefSeq, a predicted model, not a curated record